Molecule: messenger RNA, 1323 nt
Organism: Talaromyces marneffei
Lineage: Eukaryota; Fungi; Ascomycota; Eurotiomycetes; Eurotiales; Trichocomaceae
Exons: 6
Coding region: 1-1323 (440 amino acids)
Molecular function (GO): heme binding; oxidoreductase activity, acting on paired donors, with incorporation or reduction of molecular oxygen; iron ion binding
Source: RefSeq, a predicted model, not a curated record
AUGGGCGGCUCCAUUUCAGUUGCCUCCUGCGUGGGCUUACUCCCAUCAGGAUUGCUCAGUUCAAUUGUAUCUGUGGUGCUAUGGUACUUUGCUGUGUAUCUCAGAUCUCCGCUGCGCAAGUUCCCGGGUCCUUUUCUUGCAGAUUUGGACAUCCCAGAGCUAGUGAAGACCAUAUACAACACCAAGGGGAACUGGAAAAAGACAGAAUUCUAUCAUGGAAGUAGCGCAAAGGUAGAUGCCAAAAUCAUCUAUAACUUAUUUAGCCAGACGGAUCCUGUGGCUCAUGCGCGAGAAAAACGGCCGAUCGCGAAAUACUAUUCGAUGAACGGUGUUCUGUCUUUAGAACCGCAUAUCGACAAGAUGAUCGGCUACUUGUGCAAGAAACUUGAGGAAGAAUUUAUCGACAAACCCGAGGCUGAGAAGAGCUGCGAUUUAGGUCAAUGGUUGUUGUUCUACACUUGGGAUGUUGUUGGCAAUGCCACAUUCAGUCAGUCCAUUGGUUAUCUAGAAAAUGGCUACGACUUUGACAACACUAUUGCGAUUUCCGAUAAAGCGAUGGAGUAUUUCUCACUUGUAGGACAGUACCCGAUCCUGGGUCGCCUGCUGGACAAAAACCCAGUUUACCGCAUUGGUCCACCAGGAUUUGGAAAUAUCACCAAUAUUUGCGUUCAACACCUGAUCGAUCGGUUGCAGGGUAACGAUGCAGCCCACCAUGAUCCUAGCAGGCCUCGCUUCCUCGACAGAUUCAUUGAGGCCAAAUCGACCAAUGGAGACUUUGUCAAUGACGGACAGAUCAUCUCUUAUUUAAUGAUCAACAUGAUUGCCGGGGCAGAUACGACUGCUGUCACUCCUAGAGCUGAAGAACUUCCUGUCCAACAACCCAAAUCAUCUCCAAUAUCCUUCAAGCAUGCGUAUGGCCUUUCAUAUCUCAACGCGGUAGUCCGUGAAGUUAUGCGCCUCCAUCCAAGCGUUACCAUGAUCUUGGAGCGAUAUGUUCCUCAAGGCGGUCUUUCUCUCCCAGGAGGCGGAUUUAUUCAGCAGGGAUACAUCACGGGCAUGAACCCGGAUACAGAACGGGAGACCGAAGACGAAUUCCAGCAACGCCUUACGUUGAUGAACAAUUGCGAUCUUGUGUUCGGAGCUGGUAGCCGGGUAUAUAUUGGCAAGAAUUUGGCGCUCUUGGAAGUGUAUAAGGUGGUGGGCACGCUGAUUUCGCGGUAUGAUGUGGAAUUGGUAUAUCCUGAUCAGGAGUGGAAGACGCAUAACAGCUUCUUCCUCGGACAGGAGGGUGUUGAGGUCAAGCUUUCUCGGAGGUGGAAGUAA